AUGGAGCCAAAUCCAGCUUCCGAUCUCGGCGAUGGCCUGCCAGACCUGCCCAAAGAAAUAUCAGUACCACAAACUCUCCAAGCAUUCACCAUAUUCUCCAACCUAGCUACGGAACUACGUCUCAAGAUCUGGGGCCUUUCAAUCCUUAGCAACCCCCGUAUCAUCGAAAUACUCCAAAGGGGAACAGACACAAGCAACUACUCGUUUUACACCCCAACGUGCAACCCCCCUCCCUUCUCAACUUGUCAAGAAUCCCGAGCCGAGGCAUUAAAGCACUACCACCUCUCCUUCCCCACAGUCUCUCAGCCAGGAAUAAUCUACUUCAACCCCAUCAUUGACAUAAUCUACUACCCAUCCUGGUUCUGGCGCCACGAGAACCCUGAGCCGCUUCCGGAAACCACAUCCAGCAUUCUCCACUUGGCAAUCGAGCCUCUCGAGUGGUUCUCAGGUGCUACCGAAGAUGGAAUGCUUAACGGCUUUCCUAUCAAAGAUUACAGGAAUCUGAAGAGCCAUUAUCAUGUUCUUCGUGACUGUCCUCGUGGUGUUUCCUGUUGGUGUGCGGUCGAACAGAUUGCACCCGAGAAAGGAGUCAUUACGUUCGGCAACAUUGAGAUUGUACAGCAAGGCGCGGAGGAUCUGAGAGGCAUCAAAUGCGAGGUUGUCAGGGCGUUUGGAGAGAUUAAAGAACAAGAUCCAGAGUGGAGCGUACCCGUCUUUCUGGAGGGGGAGAUGAUGAGGAAUGGAAAAGCGGCCGAGUAUAUCGGUGUUUAUUCUGACGAGGAUGAUGAUGAUGGUGUGCGCGAGGAUGGAAACAGCGAUGUGAAUGAAUAUAGUAACGAUGAUGCUAGUGAUAAUGACGGCGAGGACGAGAAGAAGAACAAUGAUGGAAACUGAUGGAAGGAAGGGUAGACUUCUACAAUAUGUACAACUAGUAGCAAGACCCGGAUCAGAGCUCACGUCAGAAGGGGUAGUAAGGGGGUAAAUAUUGUAUUUAGACGAAUGACAAUGAAUCAAACUCCUCGCCACUCUCAAACCAAAAUACA
This is a messenger RNA of Hymenoscyphus albidus, 1043 nucleotides long. The record is from the annotation of a GenBank genome assembly. NCBI's taxonomy places the organism in Eukaryota, Fungi, Ascomycota, Leotiomycetes, Helotiales, Helotiaceae.